This is a messenger RNA of Mobula hypostoma (lesser devil ray), 4271 nucleotides long. It is a transcript of the gene hdgfl2, whose product is annotated as HDGF like 2. Lineage: Eukaryota; Metazoa; Chordata; Chondrichthyes; Myliobatiformes; Myliobatidae. The record is from RefSeq and is a predicted model, not a curated record. The transcript has 16 exons. Gene Ontology annotation, molecular function: histone H3K27me3 reader activity; histone H3K9me2/3 reader activity. The coding region runs from base 126 to 2066 and encodes 646 amino acids.
CCCUCCUCUCCCCCUCCCCCCUUAGGCGCUAUACAGUAUUCGAAACGCUGAGAAUUGCGCUCUGUUACGGAUCGAGUCCGUAUCUAUUUUUUAAAUCGCUUAAAGGAGGCUAAGUCGAUCGGAAAAUGCCUCACAAUUUCAAAGCAGGAGAUUUGGUUUUCGCUAAAAUGAAGGGUUAUCCUCACUGGCCGGCCCGGAUCGAUGACGUUGCUGAGGGAGCAGUGAAACCACCAUCAAAUAAAUACCCGAUUUUCUUCUAUGGUACUCAUGAAACAGCAUUUUUGGGUCCAAAAGAUAUUUUCCUUUUUGAAAAAUACAAAGACAAAUACGGAAAGCCAAACAAAAGGAAAGGAUUCAAUGAAGGAUUGUGGGAAAUACAAAACAACCCAAACGUCAGUUUUACUGCACCACUGCCAUCAAGCUCAUCUGACAGUGAAGUUCCAGAAAAUGAAGCACUCCCAGGGAGUGGUGUAGAAGAGGACAAACAAGUGAGUGAUGAGGAAUCUGACAAAGACAGCAUUGAACAGAGUGGCAUCAAGAGGAAACCUGUCCUUCCAAAGCGACCUGCUCCAAAACGUGCUCGCAAAUCGAGUGAUGAAGAGGAAGAGGAAAGUGGUUCCAACUCGCUUGAGGAGAAUUCUGAAGCAAGUUCCUCAGAAUCUGAGAAAAACAGUGACCAAGAAUUCACACUAGAAAAGAAAGUUACUUCUAGAACACCUCGGCGCGGUCCUGCAGCUGGAAGAAAGAAAAAGAAGUAUGAUUCUGAGGAGGAACAGGAGAAUAACGAGGAUGAAGAGAAAGAGAAGAAGCAUAUAGAAAUGAAGGAAGAUGAUGACGAUGAUGACUACAAGAAAGAAUCUGACUCUGACGACUCCAUAAAGAAACCUGUUAGAGGUAGAAAACCAGCAGCUCAAAAGAAGACUCCUAAACCAAGAGGAAGGAAGCCGAAAGUUGAGAGGUUACCCUCUGUCUCCAGCAGCCUCAGCAGUGACAGCGAUUCUGAAGAUAAGAUCAGUGACUGGAAAAAGCGAGAUGAAGAACGAAAGAGAGAGAUAGAGGAAAGGAGAAGGAAACAGCAGGAGGAAGAGCUACGAAAAUUAAGAGAAAAGGAAAGGGAAGAGGAAGAAGAAGAGAAGAGGAAACGGAAAGAAGAAAAAGAAAAAGAGGAUGAUCAGGACAAGUUAGUUGAUGAAAUAGAUGAAGUAAAGAAAGAACCAUCAAAGAAAGUCAAGAAAGUUCGGGCUAAGUCAAAAUACUCCUCUGAUUCGGACUCUGCAGUGGAAAAGGAGGUGAAAAAAAAGCCAAAGAAACCACAUUCUGAACCCACAAAUAAACAGAAAAAAGAAAGAGAGCCUAAAGAAAGAAAACGUAAGCAGGAAGAUCGACACAAAGAAAGGGCAGCCAAAGCAGAAAAAGAAAAAAAGAAAGAAGAGAAACUGCAAGUUAAAAAAAUAGAAAAGAAAAAAGAAUUGACCGCAGAACAGAAGCUUCAGAAAAUACAUACUGACAUUAAGCAUGCUCUAAAGGUUGACAGUCCUGACGUAAAGAAGUGCGUGGAGGCACUCGAAGAACUACGAACAUUACAAGUCACAACACAGCUCUUGCAGAAGCAUAGUGAUUUGGUUGCAACACUAAAAAAGAUACGUCGCUAUAAAGCCAGCCAGGAAGUCAUGACAAAAGCUGGGGAGAUCUACAGUCAUUUAAAGUCCAUGUUUAUGGGAGGAGAUGAUUCUAGCAACAAUACAUUGAAAAAGAAUCCCUCUGAACUAGAGCAGCAGAAAGAUAAAACCAAAGAAGAGGAGAAAGAAGCUGAAAAUAACACAGCAAAGAAGCAAGACUCGGAUUUUGCAGUAAAUGGAGAGACGGUGUCUGUGAAGAAUGAGACUCUCCCGGAAAAUCAAGAACAAGAUCGACCACAGACAGAAGAAGGGAAUGAUACUGAGGACAUGUUGAUUGGCAAAAAAAAUAGUGCUCCAGAUUUAUUAGAAGUGCUUCCGUCAGAUGGUAAACACACCAGUGGCACAGAACCAGUCACAAUGGAGAUGGAGUCAGCCAUCAAGAGUUGAACCUUUGAAUCCAAAUCAACUGUGGGACACGUUUCAAGAUCUGGGUUACUUUCAAAUAAGAACAUUUUGUCACUUGAAUUGUCCUAGAAUCUAGUAAAGACUGUUUGGUUUUGUUGUCUGCCCAUACAAAGAAGCUGAAAGAGGUUACUUGUUGCGCAGAGCUCUGUUUUUCUUCAUUUUGUUGAAAAGAGAACAAAGAUAUUUGUCAGCACAAUUAAGAUCUUUUUUUCAUAACCUUAAGAAGGAGGAAGUGAAUGUGAUGCAAGUACAAAAAUGGCUGCUUUUAAUGGAUGAAAGGUAUUGAUGGGAAAUUCCUUGGAUGUUCUUCUGAUCAGCAGAAAUCCUGGAUAAAUGUGUAAGCAGGGUUCCUGCUGAAGUUCUGGCAGCCAAUCUGGAAAACACCUGAGGAAAUCAUGAUGCACGCUUUACUUAAUUCUAUAGACUUGAACGUAUUUGUUCUCUGACUUCACUUGAAAUUAUUUGUUUGAACAUUUUGUCAGUUGAAGUAUGUUCUUCAUGAUGGCUUGGCUCACAGAGUUGGUCAUUUUUUUUUCAAAACCUCUUCCAGCUACAAUGGACCAUUACACAUUUCCCCCAAAAUGACUAAUUUCUCAGUCCAUAUAUAACUUAAAGGAAAAAAAAAACCUAUGUAGACCUUUCAGUUUUAUGUCAUUGUAAAAUACAGCUUUGUAACCAAUUAUUAAAGUUUGACCUUGUGGGAGUUUGUACGUGAUGUUGACACUGAUGUAGUGAAGUUUUUUUAAAGCUGCUUUGUAUGGAGAGUAGGGUAGAAGAGAGUGACAUUGCAGGGGAGACCCAUACAUGGGUAUUAACCCCUUGAAUUUGUUCCUCUCAUGCCUUCCAAACCCCAAAAAUGCCAUUCUAUUUGUUCUUCCUUUUAUUCUUAAUAAAGUGAAGUCUUGCCAACUCUUAUAAUUUCAUAAGACCUCAAAACUGUGGAACAACUUAUUUCUUUGUCUUCCGUUUCUCCCGUAGCUUGGAAAGCCAGUAGGUUGAGUUCUGGGUUCACCUAAUGUCUUCUGUUUCUUCAUUAACCUAAACAUUUUUUCAUCUUAACUGUGGUGGUCUGCACUGUAAGACAUGAUCUUUGGCUUUUGUUUAUUAAUUUAAAGGAAAAUAAAUCCUAUUGUAAAAGACCACCAAGGAUAAAUGGCCUUUAGCAGGUUAAUUCAAAAAGUUUUAAAAUGCAAACUUUUAUAUAAAAAAAUUGUGUGGUGUUUUCUUUUCUAGUCAAAUUUAUUGAAAUGGGAAACUAAUCAGCCCACCAUCAAAAUAUGGAUACUUAAACUGAAUACUAUUUAACAAUUCUGGUCAUGGAUUCAGUUGACAAAAGCAGUCCUGAAGAAGGGUGUUGGCACAAAAUGUUGAUUGUUUAUUCAUUUCCCUGGGUGCUGCCUAACAUGCAGAAUUCUUCUAGUAUUUUGUGUGUGUUGCUUUGGAUUUCUAGCAUCUGCGGACUUUCUCAUGUUUAUUUUUUAAAUAUUUGAUGAAGAAGAUCCAACUUCAGAUACUGCGUAAUUACUGUUCAAUAACCUCCAUUCUUUCCCUGCAGACUGGAACAUCGGAACCAGAACAAUUCAAGUACUAAUGUAAGACAAGCAUUGUGUAAGUAGUUGUAGUUUAGUACACUCUGGUCAAGUUUAUUUGUAUAAUACUCCUACUGUAUUGUGGUAUUAGUUUGUGGAUGGUCUCCCUUCUGGCAAAAGUAAAAACAAGAUAGUAUUUGUAUUGAAGUGACAUGUGUGAUGCCAAGAUCUGCAAGGAAAGGAUAAGCAAAUUUAGUAAGCCAAAGUCAAAAAGCUUAAAGGCCCAAUUUCAAUAAAUAUCAUUGUAAUAGAAAUUUGCUGCUGAGAAUAUUGUUCCUAAGCUGCAUCUUUCAUGAACUUCAGGUACACCACCAUACAGGUACACACUUCCCCGCUGCAUAAAACUGCAACUCAUUACACACUUUUACCUACAUCAUUCAAGCUCUAUUGUUUUUCAUUUAGGAUCUUCAAAAAUGAAAUUCUUCCUCUCAUUCACAUUUUCUUCAUUUAAGACUUAUGCUUCUGAUGCCUGAUGCUCUUUCCCACAGAUACACUGGCCUGAUCAUCAACUACUAGCCUGUUUUUGUUCAAGCAUUUUGUUCCUUUGAAAAUAUUGCAAUAGUUGAUGCCAGAAUGUUUUCUUUUCAUCAUUUUGUCU